AUGAGAACCGAAUCUGAGGAAGAAGUAUUUGAGGAUGUAGUAAGAGAGGAGGAGGAGGCCGCAAAGUUGUCGCAGAAGUCUACCGCAAGAAAAACUAAGUCUACCGCAGAUAAGUCGCAAACUGAACAGAAAAGGGACAAGCUUAUAGAGCUAUCGAGGGAUGGUAUAAUAGAGAAGCCCGCAAGUUUUAUAAGAGUGUCUAACAAGGAUGUUGUAGAUAGACUGUACCAUGAGUAUGAAAGUCAGAGGAUGUCAUGUGCAAGCGACUUCUUAUCAACACUUAUUAUUUCCAAGUUUGCGGCAAUUCUGGGUAGAUUCAAUGCAGUGGAAUCUUCAGAAAAAACUAUCAGAGGAACUACUUAG
Messenger RNA from Paramuricea clavata, 363 nucleotides. Lineage: Eukaryota; Metazoa; Cnidaria; Anthozoa; Malacalcyonacea; Plexauridae. The record is from the annotation of a GenBank genome assembly.